Molecule: messenger RNA, 2538 nt
Organism: Punctularia strigosozonata HHB-11173 SS5
Lineage: Eukaryota; Fungi; Basidiomycota; Agaricomycetes; Corticiales; Punctulariaceae
Product: glycoside hydrolase
Exons: 14
Coding region: 1-2379 (792 amino acids)
Biological process (GO): glucan catabolic process
Molecular function (GO): beta-glucosidase activity
Source: RefSeq, a predicted model, not a curated record
AUGCUUGCGGCGACAUUCUCCCAUCUCAUCAUAGCCCUCGCGCUCUUCGUCACACCCGCAAUCACCCUGUUCCACGGACGGGAUGCGAGCGGUCUGUCGGCUCUCUCUGAUAAUUUCGCGGAGACAUGGCCGGCUCCUAAUACCACUGGCGGAACCUCGUGGUCUACUGCGUAUGCUCGGGCGAAGAGCCUGGUUGACCAGAUGACGCUCGAGGAAAAGGUGCAACUCAUAACCGGCCAGUCUGGUCGAUGCGUUGGACAAACUGCUCCUGUAGAGCGUCUCGGGGUGCCGGCUUUGUGCUUGGAAGACGGGCCAGCCGGAGUACGGCCGAUCUUGGGCGUCUCGCAGUUCCCCUCCGGCUUAGCAACGGCUGCAACCUGGGACAAGGAUCUCAUCUACCAGCGCGGCUACGCUAUGGGGCAGGAAUUCCACGAUCAAGGUGUCAACAUCGCCCUCUCUCCUGUGACUGGUGGUCCGCUGGGUCGCAGCCCCCUUGGCGGUCGCAAUUGGGAGGGAUUUUCGCCGGAUCCUUACGUUACUGGUUCUGCUUCGUAUUUGACAGUCAAAGGUAUGCAAGAUGCCGGAAUCCUAACCACGGCCAAACAUUGGGUUGGAUACGAGCAGGACACAUACCGUGAUCCGUACAAUCUCACGGAGUCCUAUUCUGUCUUCCCCGCUCUCGAACAACAGCCUAUCUCAUCUAACAUCGACAACAAGGCCACCCAUGAGCUCUACAUGUGGGGCUUUGCAGAGGCUGUCCGGGCCGGUACCGGCUAUGUCCUGUGCUCGUACAAUGAGGUCAAUCGAACCCACUCAUGCGCCAAUGCUUACACGAAUAACAAUCUGCUGAAGGGAGAGUUGAACUUUCAAGGUGCUCUCAUGUCGGACUGGGGUGGUGACUGGGGAGACGCAGCGUUCAUCAACGGCGGCCUUGAUAUGUCGAUGCCUGGCUCAGGUUUCGGCGGAAUGUUCGGCAACAUGUUCGGUGAUGCGCUCUUGGCUGAUGUAAAGAAUUCGUCCGUGACGGAAUCCCGCGUGAACGACGCCGUCCUUCGCACCUUGGUUCCUUGGAUUGCAUUUGGCCAGGCCGAUACGCCGCUGCCCAAUGUCACCUUCAACGCUGUUCCUACAUUUUUCGUCACGGAUGACGCUCAUUGGAGGGAUGUCCGCAAGGAAUCCACAAUGGAUCUGAUCAGGAAGAUCGGCGAAGACUCAGCGACAUUGCUGAAGAACGUCAACAAGGCGCUUCCUCUACAGAAACCCAAAGUUGUGUCGAUAGUUGGGAGCGAUGCUGGUCCCAACAUGUUGAGUGCCAUCAAUGGCGGCGGGACAAACUCAUAUCCGGCGUGGAAUCCUAAUGGAACGCUGUCGUUAGGGGGAGGCUCCGGCUGGGCUAUCCCGCCGUAUCUGGUGACGCCGUACGAAUCGAUCAAUUACCGCGCCCGCAAAAUGAACUCCCAAGUUUACACGAUCUUCAACGAUACCGCGUAUGAUGCCAUUGGCAGCACGGUUCAAGUUGCCGACGUAGCUCUGGUCUUUGUGAGUGCAUACGCGACCGAAGGGAAGGAUCGCCCCAAUUUAUAUCUCGACAACAACGGCGAAAAGCUGAUCAAGACUGUAGCGCGGAAUAACUCCAAUACAAUAGUGGUCAUUCACGCCGGAGGUCCUGUCUUAGUGGAGGACUGGAUCGAUUUAGAGAAUGUCACUGCGGUGAUCCAGGCACACUACCCUGGUCAGGAAGCCGGGGAUGCCAUCGCCAGUGUACUCUUCGGAGACGUCUCCCCCAGCGGCAAAAUGCCCUACACGACAGGGCACUCCUUAGAGGAAUAUCCCCCGCACACUAUCGUCUCCGAUCGCGUGGUUGACCCUCAAUCUUACUUCAACGAAUCUACCUUGAUUGACUACCGAUGGUUCAGCGCGAAGAAUAUCGUCCCGCGAUUUGAAUUCGGCUUCGGCCUAUCAUAUUCGACAUUCGAUUACAGCAACAUCAACGUCAGAGACGCUCAUCUACCCGACAACACCUCCGUACAAGCCACGAAUGAACCUUUCAUUGGCUCGAAUGAUAGCAACAGCUUGUACGACACCGUUGUGGAGGUGACUGCAGAGAUCACAAACACCGGCAACGCCACUGCCUGUGAGGUAGCGCAACUUUAUGUCACAUUACCCGGUAGUUCGGGUAUAUGGCUGCGCGGCUUCGACAAACUGAAGGCUCUGGCCCCGGGCGAAACUCGUACCGCAACUUUCGCGUUACGGCGCAAGGACCUCUCUUUGUGGAGCACUGUGAGACAAUCCUGGUACAUUCCCAGCGAAGACAUCAAACUUCAAGUCGGUUCUAGCUCCACCAAGUUGACUUUGAAUGCUACAUGGUCCUCGCGUUGAAGAGUGAUAGUGGCAUAACACGCGUUCCUAAUGAGCGCCGCUCCGUGCGGCGUGCAUGAUUCUACGCGUCUCCGGUUCGUGUAUCUCGCAAGACGACUAUCGGUCCCUGAGUAUUCGACAAUCCAUGUGAACCGGUAUCUCUCAGUAUAGACUUACAGC